Molecule: messenger RNA, 825 nt
Organism: Monoraphidium neglectum
Lineage: Eukaryota; Viridiplantae; Chlorophyta; Chlorophyceae; Sphaeropleales; Selenastraceae
Product: dimethylargininase
Exons: 5
Coding region: 1-825 (274 amino acids)
Biological process (GO): arginine metabolic process; positive regulation of nitric oxide biosynthetic process
Molecular function (GO): amino acid binding; dimethylargininase activity
Source: RefSeq, a predicted model, not a curated record
AUGGAGGCGCCCACAGAGCCGAUCAACAUCGACCUGGCGCGGACGCAGCACAAUGCAUACGUGGCGUUACUCCGAGAGCUGGUGCCCACCGUCAUCGAGCUGGACGCCGAGGAGUCGCUCCCUGACUGCCCCUUCAUCGAGGAUACGGUGGUCGUAACGCACUCUGGCGCAGCGGUCGUCGCGCGGCCUGGCGCCCCAGAGCGGCUGGGCGAGGUCAAGGCCGUGGCGGCAGUCCUGCGGCGGCUGGCAUCUGAGGGUGGCCCCAACGGUAGCAGCAGGGGUAGUGGCGACAUUGACGGCAAACGGCCCAUAAUCAAGUCGAUUCACGAAAUCAUCCAGCCGGGCGUCCUGGACGGCGGUGACGUCCUGCAGGUCGCAGGCCACCUGCUCGUAGGCCUCUCCGCCCGCACCAACGCGGCGGCCGUCGACCACAUGCGCGCCGCGCUCUCCGCUGUCAGGGACAGCACUGCUGUAGUGGCGCUGCCCGUGCCCCACGGCCUGCACCUGAAAUCCGCCUGCUCCGCGGUAGACAGCGAGACGCUGCUGCUCGCGGACAACGCGGCGGGCCAUGCGGUUGAGGCGGCGCUGCGAGAGCGCGCGCCUGCGCUGGCGGAGGGGCUGAGGAUGGUGUACGUUUGUGAUGCGCUGGCGUCCAACGUGCUGAGGAUAGGCGGCGCUGUGGUCGCGCAGGGCAGCGAGACCGCGCUGGGCGCGCUGCGCACGCUGUGCGACGAGAGGGGGCUCGUGCUGCGGACGCUGCCGCGGCUGACGGAAUUUGAAAAGGCUGACGGAGCCCUGACCUGCCUGAGCGUCCUGCUGCCGUGA